Messenger RNA from Hibiscus syriacus, 995 nucleotides. RefSeq names its product cytochrome b6-f complex iron-sulfur subunit, chloroplastic-like. The transcript has 5 exons. NCBI's taxonomy places the organism in Eukaryota, Viridiplantae, Streptophyta, Magnoliopsida, Malvales, Malvaceae. Gene Ontology annotation, molecular function: 2 iron, 2 sulfur cluster binding. The record is from RefSeq and is a predicted model, not a curated record. Bases 70 to 768 code for a protein of 232 amino acids. Gene Ontology annotation, cellular component: plasma membrane.
CCAUAUAGUCUUCGGUCAUCUCCAUAAUAUUGGGACGGAUAGCAAUCGGGAACGAUCUCACCAACUAGCAUGAUAAUGGCUUCCUUAACUCUCUCUCCUGCUGCUCCUUCGCAGCUAUGCUCAAGCAAGAGUGGCGUGUUCCGCCCUUCACAAAGACUUCUUGUGAAACCAACUGGGAAAAGUGUUAUGAAAAAGGAGAAGGGAAUGAGAAUCACAUGCCAGGCCACUACAAGUAUCUCUCCUGAUAGAGUGCCGGACAUGGGCAAGAGACAGCUCAUGAAUCUGCUUCUGUUGGGGGCUAUUUCACUCCCCACCGGUUUCAUGUUGGUUCCUUAUGGAGCCUUCUUUGUCCCACCUGGUGGCGGAGGUGCCGGUGGCGGUACCAUUGCCAAGGAUGCAAUCGGGAACGAUAUUAUUGGUGCAGAAUGGCUUGAGACUCAUGGCCCCGGGGACCGAACCUUGGCUCAAGGAUUGAAGGGAGACCCGACUUACCUAGUGGUGGAUAAAGACGGAAGUCUCGCAAAUUAUGGUAUAAAUGCUGUGUGCACACACCUCGGCUGUGUUGUUCCAUGGAAUCAAGCUGAGAACAAGUUCAUAUGCCCCUGCCAUGGAUCUCGGUACGACGAUCAAGGAAGGGUUGUGAGAGGUCCUGCCCCCCUGUCUUUGGCAUUGGCUCAUGUUGAAGUUGAAGACACAGACGGGAAGGUAGUGUUAGUUCCAUGGGUGGAAACUGAUUUUAGAACCGGUGAAGCUCCCUGGUGGGCUUAGACAUAGACACGAUCAUUGGCUGUUUGUUUGGGUUGCAUUUGAGAUUAUAUCCACUAUCUAGAGUCUAGACAGUAUGUUUUGUAAUGUUGUUGAACAUCCUAUGACAUAGUUUUAUGCCCUGCAUAACGCAGAUAGUAGGUUGUAAGCCUGUAAUAACACUAUAGUAUUCUUGUUUUGUUUUUUUCUUCCCUCUUUUUCCAUGGAUUAGGGUUAAAAGUGCUUGUUUA